Bombus huntii is the source of this 487-nucleotide messenger RNA. Its product is annotated as protein C10. Bases 103 to 453 code for a protein of 116 amino acids. Gene Ontology annotation, biological process: post-embryonic development. The transcript is spliced from 3 exons. NCBI's taxonomy places the organism in Eukaryota, Metazoa, Arthropoda, Insecta, Hymenoptera, Apidae. The record is from RefSeq and is a predicted model, not a curated record.
GAGAGCAAACAUUUUACAAUUUUUAACCUAUUCUUUCAAAUAAAUCAAUUUACUCUGAAUUUACUUCGGUGUUUAUUUAAAUUAUACAAAAUUGUUUCUACGAUGACUGAUUUACCUGUUUUUACUUCGGAAGUUGCAAAAGCUGUUUUAACUGACGUUCUAACAGCAUUAAAUACUCCAGAAAAUACUAAAAAACUUGCAGAAGCUAAGGAAAAUUCUGGGAAUGAAAUGCUGAAAAUGAUGCAGUUUGUUUUUCCAAUUGUAGUACAAAUUCAAAUGGAUGUUAUUAAGAACUAUGGUUUCUCAGAAGGUCGGGAAGGUACAGUUCAAUUUGUGCAAUUACUCAGAGCUCUAGAAAGGGAAGAUCCUGAGAUAGCACAAUUACAUAGUCAAGUUCGAUCAUAUUUUCUUCCGCCUGUUACUAUAAGUUCUUCAACUGAAGCAUCUCUUUAAGAUAAAAUAAUUUUUAUGUGCAAGCACAUUAUUA